AAUGAUCAUCAUUAAGAAUGUUGGUUCUACUGAAACAGACCCUCCACGCGCUAAGCGAUGGCUCCGUGGUACUCGUUGGGUCUUUCUCCUGAUCAUCUCAGUCCUCAUUUACGGCUCUCACGCUCCUCUCAUCUCUCUCACUAAAUCAAACGGCCGUGUUCCCUUCAGCCCGUCAUCGUGCGUUGUUCUGAUCGAAUUCAGCAAGCUGCUGAUCUCUCUCAGUGCUCUCUUUGCUUCAGGGGACAUCCACACCAUCAAGGUUUCUGUAUCCUGGGCCUCAGUGGUGCCGUACGCUCUCCCUGCUCUGCUUUACGCGUUCAACAACAACCUGGUGGUCUUCAUGCAGGCCUACAUGGACCCCAGUUCAUUCCAGGUCCUCAGCAACCUGAAGAUCGCCUCCACCGCUCUACUCUACACCUCCUGCCUGAGGAAGAGGCUGCGCCGCGCUCAGUGGACGGCCCUGGCGUUUCUCAUGGUGGCCGGGGCACUUCACAGCUACUCCAGCCUGGAUUGGGAGAUUCCAGAUCAGGGAGAAGAGGACGCAAGAGCCGGGCUUCACAUCACAGCCUGGGGACUGCUGCUUGUACUCCUUUACUGCUUCGUGUCCGGACUUGCUGCAGUCUACACUGAAAAAGUUUUAAAAAGCCAGCGUCUGCCUCUGAGCCUGCAGAAUCUGUUCCUGUAUAUAUUUGGCGUGGGGAUCAAUCUGACGUCACAUUUCUACAGCAGUGGAACAGAGCAGGCCUUUCUAGACGGAUAUUCUGCACUGGUGUGGGUCAUCGUAGCAGGACAGGCAGCUAACGGCCUGCUGAUGUCUGUAGUAAUGAAACAUGGAACUGGAAUCACGCGACUCUUCAUCAUCUCCUCAGCCAUGCUGGUGAACAGCGUGCUCUCCUGGUGGCUGCUGGGAUUGCAGCUCACGCCUUUCUUUCUCCUGCCUGUGCUGAUGAUCGCAGUAGCUGUGUACCUCUAUUACAGGUAAAUCAUCUGGAAGUAGGGCUGCACACUUAACUGUAUUUUAAUCAGGAGUUCAAUUCCUGGCUUUGUAAAUAAAUUAAACAUAAUGGAAUCCAGUGUUCAUCUGAUUGACUAAUGACAUAUGUUGAUUGAUUUAUUCUUUUUUUUGUGCAUUGAAUCAUGAGCUCCCCAUUUAAUUAAAAGUGGUGAUUUUAGUUCA
Molecule: messenger RNA, 1177 nt
Organism: Pangasianodon hypophthalmus (striped catfish)
Lineage: Eukaryota; Metazoa; Chordata; Actinopteri; Siluriformes; Pangasiidae
Gene: slc35a4
Product: solute carrier family 35 member A4
Exons: 1
Coding region: 2-982 (326 amino acids)
Biological process (GO): pyrimidine nucleotide-sugar transmembrane transport
Cellular component (GO): Golgi membrane
Molecular function (GO): pyrimidine nucleotide-sugar transmembrane transporter activity
Source: RefSeq, a predicted model, not a curated record